Chelonus insularis is the source of this 2211-nucleotide messenger RNA. RefSeq names its product Stress-induced phosphoprotein 1 (gene Stip1). The record is from RefSeq and is a predicted model, not a curated record. NCBI's taxonomy places the organism in Eukaryota, Metazoa, Arthropoda, Insecta, Hymenoptera, Braconidae. Gene Ontology annotation, molecular function: Hsp90 protein binding. The transcript is spliced from 3 exons. The coding region runs from base 127 to 1740 and encodes 537 amino acids.
GAACUUUCUACAUCGCCGGUAUGACCACCAUGCGAAAUACUGCGGCAUAGCUUCAUUCAUUAUCGUGCACAAACGAAGGAAAAGCAAAAAAAGUAACAGUCACUAUCUUAAUUCAAUUUUGACACAAUGGAUCAGGUGUCAGUGUUAAAGGAUAAAGGGAAUGCAGCGUUACAGGCAGAAAAAUAUGACGAUGCAAUUAAGUUUUAUACCGAAGCAAUUGCAAUAGAUGGAAAUAAUCAUGUUUUAUACAGCAACAGAUCUGCUGCUUAUGCUAAAGCUCAAAAGUUCGAGCAGGCAUUGGAAGAUGCUGAAAAAACAGUGUCAUUGAAAAGUGAUUGGGCUAAGGGAUAUUCUAGAAAAGGCAGUGCAUUAGCUUACUUGGGAAGAUACGAUGAAGCAAUAGAAGCCUAUGAGAAAGGCCUUCAAUUAGAUCCCAAUAACGCUCAAAUGAAAGAAGGUCUGGCUGAAGUUAAAACACGAAAAGAAGAAAAUACAUUUAAUCCAUUUAAUACUCCAGAUCUUUUUACUCGCUUAAGAAAUGACCCACGAACUAGAGAAUACCUAGAUGAUCCAGAAUACAUAAAACUUUUGAAUAAUUUGAGAACAAAUGCACUCAAUUCAGCUGCUAACUUUCGGGAUCCUCGUAUUAUGACAACUAUAAGUGUCAUUCUUGGACUAAACACUGGUGGUGAAGCAAUGGAUGUUGAUCCACCAAAACAAGAGGAACCAAAGCCUCAGCCUAAACCUCAACCAGCAGAAGAACCAAAUAUUCCACCAGAAAAGAAAGAAGCUUUAAAAGAAAAACAAAAGGGUAAUGAUGCUUAUAAGAAAAAAGAUUUCGAGACUGCUCUUAAACAUUAUAACAAAGCUAUUGAGUUAGACCCAACAGAAAUAACGUAUUUAUUGAAUAUUGCUGCUGUAUAUUUUGAACAAAAAGAGUAUAAAAAAUGUAUUGAAGAAUGUGAGAAAGCAAUUGAUCUAGGUCGAGAAAAUCGAGCUGACUUUAAACUUAUCGCCAAGGCCUUUACACGAAUUGGUCAUUCAUACGAAAAAAUGGAAGAUUGGAAGCAAGCAAAGAUUUAUUAUGAAAAAUCUAUGGCUGAACAUAGAACUCCAGAAAUAAAAACAAUUCUUUCUAAGUUGGAGCAGAAGAUUAGAGAAGAAGAGAGAAAAGCUUAUAUAGAUCCAGUCAAAGCAGAAGAAGAAAAAGAAUUAGGUAAUCAGAAAUUUAAGGAUGGAGACUAUGCAGGAGCUGUGAAACAUUAUAGUGAAGCUAUUAAACGUAAUCCUGAUGAAGCUAAGUACUACAGUAAUCGUGCUGCUUGCUACACAAAACUCGGAGCAUUUGAUUUAGGAUUGAAAGACUGCGAAAAAUGUGUAGAACUUGACCCUAAAUUUGUCAAAGGAUGGGUAAGGAAAGGAAAAAUUCUUCAAGCCAUGCAACAACAUAGAAAAGCAUUAAAAGACUAUCAAACUGCACUUCAACUUGAUCCUUACAAUGCUGAAGCUUCAGAAGGAUAUAGAAGUUGCUCUGUUUACUUUGAUUCCAAUCCUGAAGAAGUUAGAAAAAGAGCCAUGGCUGAUCCUGAAGUUCAAAGCAUCUUAAGAGAUCCAGCAAUGAGAUUAAUUUUGGAGCAAAUGCAGAAUGAUCCUAAAGCUUUACAAGACCAUUUAAAGAAUCCUGCUAUUGCUGAAAAAUUACAGAAACUUUUAGAAUCUGGCCUGAUUGCUAUUCACUGAAAAACAAUUCUAUUGAAUGCGGAAUGGAAUAUAUGCGAUAUAUAAGCUUCGAAUGACGAAUUCAUUUUGCUAUUGAAUUCUUGUAUUUUUAAUAAUAAGUUCAACGUUUCUUAAAACAACUCAGACAGAAAUAUUUUAAGCUUGAAAAGCAACACUGUUAUCAAGGACAUUAAAUAUUGUGCAAAAAUGUCUCGAUUACAGACUAACCCUAAGAUAUUUUCGAAAAAAUCACAAAAAAUCAUGAAAUGAUUAACUAAUCAAUAGGUAAUAAUUUUUUGCAGUUCCUGACGAAUGUGAAUUGUAUAAUAAUAGAAACGUUGUUUAAGCUAGAAAUCAAUAAUGAAAUAUUUUUUUUUCAUGCAAAUUCGUGUUCUACUAUGUAGUCAUUGUUUAUUUGUCACGGUCCAUUCAUUAUAUAGAUUACUUAAUAAACAUACUAUAAUUAUUAUAAAGUGACAUGUUUUAUUAUAU